This is a messenger RNA of Funneliformis caledonium, 324 nucleotides long. The record is from the annotation of a GenBank genome assembly. NCBI's taxonomy places the organism in Eukaryota, Fungi, Glomeromycota, Glomeromycetes, Glomerales, Glomeraceae.
AUCAAUCUAUCUCCAAAGAAGAAGUGUGAAGAAAAGAAUGAUAUCCUUUUAGUUGCAAUGAAGAUGCUAAAAGCACAAUUACGUCAUCUUCCUUUGGGUUUCAAUACUACACAUAAACUAUAUCAAUUUCAUUACUGUGAUGCGGCUAAUUAUCCUGUUACAGUAACAAUGAGUUUAAAUACUUGCAUUGUCUCUCAUUCUUAUGCAACGGUUGUUGAACCAGAAAAUAAUAUUCCUUGCGAUGGUAAUGAUGAUGAAAGUGAACCCAUAAAAUAUGUAGCAUAUGCAUUAGAAGAGGCAUUACGUAAAUUUCAACAACAAUAG